AUGCUUUCUGUAGCGGAUAACACGUCCCAUUCCCGUUUUCACGGUGGGAAUUUCUCCCACAACGUAUCGUUAAUAAUCGAUUCCCAGCAGGAGAACUAUUCGGCCAUUAACACUGCUCUCCCGUAUCUGCUCAUCUUGCUUUCCAUCGCCACCACAGCCAGCAAUAUAGUUAUUAUAGCAGCUUUUUUAGUGAACCGGCAUCUGCGGACACCUUUUAACUGCUACCUGAUAUCCUUGAUUGUGUCUGAUAUUGGCCAAUCGGCAUUUGAUCUGCCUUUUAUGGUGGCUAGCCUCUUCCAACCAGUCUGGAUAUUUGGCCGAACAGCUUGCAAUUUUAACUUGUACGUUAAAUGGGUGUUUGCCGGUGUUGUGCGCAAUACGCAUGCGCUGAUUAGCCUUAACAGGUUCUGUGCGCUCUUCUGGCCAAUCAUUUACAAGCAGUACCACACCAAAACAACAGCCAUCUGGUUAUGCAUAGGAACAUGGGUGUAUGUUCAUAUCUGGCUGAUGCCGGGAAUGGUGCCGGAUGCAAGAGGGUUGCGAAAGGAUGACGGAACCUGCUUUGUUAAUACUACAGCACAGCCAGUAUGGGCAAUGGCUACUCAGUGGUGCUUAUAUAACUCAACUCUUGUUGUUAUUACGAUUACCUAUCCGUUCAUAUGGUGGAAAAUUCGAAUGCGUCAAAAACUGGUUACUCCAGUAGGUCAAGUUCGUACUGGGCAACGACACGGCAGCUUAAAGAUGAAUACUGUCUAUCAGGGUCCGUCUUGCGCCAACCCAAGCAGCACCGGGAACGACUUGAAACUAACUUUGACCGAUGAAGACGGUGGCGAAGGUGAAGACAUCGCGGAACCACCGGAUAAAUACUCACCCACACACAAACCUAGCGUGCCCAUCGAACACGCCGCCGUCCAUCCAAAACGGUCUCAGAGUUUCGCCGUUCUGACGUACCUCGUUCUCGGUGUCAUCUUUUGCUGGACUCCCAUCAUGACGUUCUUCACACUGGCGGACUUUAUGGACUAUGACAGCCAUUUGCACUUCGUCAUUGGAUCGUUGCUCUACUACCUUAAUUCGCUAUUGGAUCCGUUCUUUUUCUGCAUUGCCAUAAAGCCGCUGCGGAUGACCGUACUGGCCAUACUACAAGGACGCACCAAAAGAACAAAGUAG
This is a messenger RNA of Paramacrobiotus metropolitanus, 1167 nucleotides long. RefSeq names its product melanopsin-like. Gene Ontology annotation, cellular component: membrane; dendrite. Gene Ontology annotation, molecular function: neurotransmitter receptor activity; G protein-coupled serotonin receptor activity. The transcript is spliced from 3 exons. NCBI's taxonomy places the organism in Eukaryota, Metazoa, Tardigrada, Eutardigrada, Parachela, Macrobiotidae. The record is from RefSeq and is a predicted model, not a curated record. Bases 1 to 1167 code for a protein of 388 amino acids. Gene Ontology annotation, biological process: G protein-coupled receptor signaling pathway, coupled to cyclic nucleotide second messenger; chemical synaptic transmission.